Molecule: messenger RNA, 2467 nt
Organism: Puccinia graminis f. sp. tritici CRL 75-36-700-3
Lineage: Eukaryota; Fungi; Basidiomycota; Pucciniomycetes; Pucciniales; Pucciniaceae
Exons: 13
Coding region: 458-2308 (616 amino acids)
Molecular function (GO): flavin adenine dinucleotide binding; oxidoreductase activity, acting on CH-OH group of donors
Source: RefSeq, a predicted model, not a curated record
UGAAGGUCCAGCUAGUGUAGGUUCUGAAUCGCUAUCGGCCUGUUUGUUCAUCCCGGCGACUGCUAUCUUGUCAGGACAGGCCGUGCCCCAGGCAGAAUAGCACCCUGAUACUUAGGCUAACCUUUCUGACCAGCUCAUUUGAGAAUGCAGGCACUCGCUGUUAGUGUAAAGCCUGGGGGGAGAUGGAAUUCAUCAAAGGUUCCAUUCUACUCACUGACACCGGGCGCCCGUAUCACACCACACUGCUUAGAGCUAGACUAUUUAAACGCAUGGCUUUCUCCCGAAGUAGAAGCAUCCUUAUCCUCGGCAUCUAACAAUCUAUCCAUCCUCUUCCGUUUACAAGUAUCUUCUGUCCUCGUGCUCAAUUCUUGUCUUGAUUCGUUCAAUUGAUAUCUACCUCUACCUUUAGCGGAGAAUUAUAGUCGGCCUUCAUUAUCCUCCUCCAACAGCCUCCAACAUGCUCGACCAUGGCUGCAAAAUCUUUAGCCUCUUCUUUCUGGCCCUCCUCCCCCACGGAUCUAACACGGCAACAAUGCCCGAGAUGUUUGAUUAUAUCGUCGUUGGUGGUGGUCAGGCAGGCAUGGCUGUAGCAUCUCGCCUGUCCGAAGACCCAUCGUUGACGGUUCUCGUACUCGAGGCUGGUGGCACAGGCAUUAACAACACCGGCAUAAGUAUACCCGGAUUAGUAGGAACUACCCUUGGUACGGACAUUGAUUGGAAGUAUUCCACAAUUCCUCAAGCAGGCGCCAACGAACGCCAAGUCUAUUAUCCUCGAGGAAAAGUUCUUGGUGGCUCGUCAGCUAUCAACUUUCUUAUCAGUACCAAGGCCGAGAAGAACGAUUACAACGCCAUUGAGAAACUGGGCAACCCGGGAUGGGGAUGGUCUGAGAUUGACCGUGCAUCAAAGAAGAGCGAGCACCUCGUCAUUCCACCACCGGAUUCGCCUUACCUUUAUAACCCGCUCUAUCAUGGGCUCUCCGGUCCAGUCGCUAGCUCAUUCCCAAAAUAUGUUCCACCCCAAUUCGAGCCUUACUUCUCUGCCGCGAGCAUGGCAUCCGUUGCUGAGCGAGCUAUCGAAACCACCGACCCAUUCGGCGGUGAUUUAGAGGGAGCUUACAUAUUCCCUUCAGCUAUCGAUGCUCACAGCGCCCGAGUGACCAGUGCCACUGCAUACUAUUUCCCCAACCAGGCCCGUCCCAACUUGGUGGUACGAACUGAUGCUGAGGUGAACAAACUCAUUAGCAAGAAGACUGAAGGACAAGCCCUUCAAAUUGUCGGAGUCGAGUAUUCUAGCCUUGGAACGGUGUCUCGUGCGAUGGUCAACAAGGAAGUCGUCAUGAGUGCCGGGUCUAUUGGCACUCCAGCAAUCCUCGAAAGAAGUGGCAUUGGGAAAUCAAGCAUUUUACAAGACUUGAAGAUCCCAGUGGCCCUUGAUCUCCCAGCUGUAGGCGCCAACCUUGCCGACCAUCCGGCUCUUUUAGGAACUUACCGGCUCAGGUCCGGGAUCGUAUCGUCUGAUGACCUUUUGAGGAACGCAACCUUCGCUGGAGAACAAACCUCUCUAUAUAUGACGACAGGUGGUGGUCUUCUCAGCCAUGGAAUCUCCCUCUUAGAUUAUCAAACCUUAAAGUCAAUCGUCACCCCCGAAGAAUUACUUGAAGGAAUGAAGCUUCUCAAGCAUGAACCAAGCACUAUGUCAGAAGAGCAGUUCCACGCUAUUACUGACCGAAUCCUAAACGGAGUUGCCGUCGAAUUCUUGUUGAUUAAUGCCUUCUUUGAGUCGGACAACCUUCCGGACCCAAAUACCUCUUACCUGACCAUUGCUACCACACUUCAACAUCCUCUAUCUCGAGGAUCAUCGCAUAUCCAUGGUCAAGAUCCUUCCCAAGCGCCUCUCAUUGAUCCAGGUUUCUUGUCUCACCCCUUCGAUGCAUGGUUAAUGGUCAAAGCUGCCAAACACGCCCGAAAGAUCAUGGAACAACCGCAGUACAAGAAGGUGAUCCUGAAUGAGCACUUCCCAGGCCCAUCCGUCCAAUCUGAUGCGGAAUGGCUAGUAAGCGUUAAAAACCGUGUUAGAACUGAAUAUCACCCUCUCGGUACUUGCGCAAUGAUGCCCAAGAGUCAAGCCGGUGUUGUCGACCCUCAACUUAAGGUGUACGGUACCCAAAAUUUGAGAAUUGUGGAUGCUAGUGUGAUUCCGAUUCAAAUUGGAGCUCACCCAGCACUCACAAUCUACGCAAUUGCUGAAAAAGCAGCUGAGUUGAUCUUAAAACCUACCACUAAAACUCUGUUGCCAAGUGUUCUGUAAUAGUAGACCCUAUUUGUUAUUUUUUGAGGUUUUAUUAGUGUUUUCUUAUGUAUUAUUUGUAGAAGUGUUCCAAUGUUUGUGCACAUUGUGAAUUUUUGUCUUCUGUCCUCUCAUUCUUAUUUUAUAUGUGCAGCAAAUGGUGUUUAGAGUCUAAAAUUU